This is a messenger RNA of Cladocopium goreaui, 174 nucleotides long. The record is from the annotation of a GenBank genome assembly. Lineage: Eukaryota; Dinophyceae; Suessiales; Symbiodiniaceae.
AUGGGUUUCGGGCAGUUUGCUGCAACCACACAGUUCUUUCUCUAUGGCAAGCGACAUUUCACCAGCAGCGGCUGGGAGAUGCACAAAGCCAACUAUGCCCAGCCGGACUUGUUGACAGCCCUGGAUCUCAAGGGACAAGUCUUCAUUGUGUUUCCUGGCUACGCUUGCAAGUGA